Messenger RNA from Ichthyophthirius multifiliis, 1521 nucleotides. RefSeq names its product phosphatidylinositol 4-kinase, putative. The record is from RefSeq and is a predicted model, not a curated record. The transcript has 3 exons. NCBI's taxonomy places the organism in Eukaryota, Ciliophora, Oligohymenophorea, Hymenostomatida.
AUGAAAAAGGAUAAAUUAAAAAAAGAUGAUUAAAUUUUGUAAAUUUUAAUAAGGCUUUAUACAUCAGAAAAUGAAGACAAUGUUAUUUAAAUGCUUUAUAAUUGUAGAAUAAAUCCAAAUUAUAAUUAAAACGAAUAUUAAUAAAGAGAUGAUUUAUUAUUUUAUUUACCAUAAUUAUGCAAUUACAUGGUUUUCCAUGAAGAAUUAUAAAACGAAUAAAUGAUAGAAUUUGUAAGGAUUGCGGGAAAAAUAGAUUUUUUUUUUGCACAUUAAUUAUAUUUUUAUAUGAGAUCAGUUGCGUAAAUUAUAAGCAAAAACGAUAUAUAAACUUUUCCUCUGUAAAUAAAAUUUUAAUUUAAUAAUAAAUAUUAAAAAAUAAAUAAAAAAAUAACAAUUAAAAAAAACAAUAAAAUGGUAUUAAUAAUAUUAUUAAAGUUAUAUAAAAAAAACAAAAAAAACAACAACAACAACAAAAAUAUUGUUUUUUAAAUUUAAAAAUAAAAAAUUAAUAUUUUUUUUAUAUUUUUUUUUUUAAAAAAAAAAAAAAUAGAAUAAAAAAUACACUCAAAUAAUUAAGUGAUUAACACCCCCGAAGCACUUUUAAUCUAAGAAACAAUUUCAAAAUACGGUACACAAUAUGAAGACCAAAUUCCUUAAAUAGAUUAUUAAAAGCUUAAAUACUCAGAGAUAAAACUCUAAUAUUAUAAAAAGCAAAUUCUACCCGAAAAUACUACAUAAGAUUAAAAUCAAGAAAAAUAUCCAACGAGUGCAUUUUUUUCAAAUAUUUAUUUUUUUGACGACCUAAUAGCAAUUCCAGAAAAACUAAAAAAUACUGAAUUAAAACUAAAAACAUUAAUUGAAAAUAUCUAAAAAAUAAAUGAAAGCCUUCCUGCAGCAGUAUACAUUCCAUUUUUUACACAUUAAAUAAGGAAUUAUGUAGUCUUGAAUAUAGUAGGCUCCGAAAGUAAAGUUUAUUCCACAAAAGAAAGAUCUCCUUAUUAUAUUUGUGUAGAAAUUUAUAGACCAGAACUUGAAGAUUUAACUUUUAGAAAUGUUGAUAAUUAACUUUCUUAAAAAAAAACUGUUUAAUAAUAUUAUCUAGACCAUAAAUAAUAAGAAAAAAUAAAAUAAUAAUAAUAACCAAACAAUUCAUUAGAAAAAUAAAAAAAACUAUAUCCUGAAUAAAAAACACUCCUUUAAUAUAUCAAUUAAUAAUAAUAGUAAUAAUAAGAAGAAAAUAAUUUAAUAAACGGAGUAUCUUGUUUAUACAGUAGUCUAAAUAUAAGCAUUUCAGAUGAAAAAUAAUAAGAAAUAUAUGAAUAAAUAAAAGAUUUAUAAAACAAUUAAUAUAAAACUAGUUUUGGAGAGGAUAAAAUCUUCCCAACAAAUAAAGGAAAUAAUAAUUUGCCUUUUAUGAUAUUUGCGAAAAGUCUUUUUGGAGAAGAGGAGUAACAUUAGGAAAAAAGAAUAAAAAAAAAUCUCCUUUUAGUCAUUUAAGGACUUGGAAAUUGGUUCACUUGA